Molecule: messenger RNA, 4722 nt
Organism: Tetrahymena thermophila SB210
Lineage: Eukaryota; Ciliophora; Oligohymenophorea; Hymenostomatida; Tetrahymenidae
Product: cation channel family protein
Exons: 10
Biological process (GO): potassium ion transport
Cellular component (GO): membrane
Molecular function (GO): voltage-gated potassium channel activity
Source: RefSeq, a predicted model, not a curated record
AUGGAUAAUUAUAAAAAUAAAUUCCAUAAAAAUGAAAUUUCUAAUAUAGGGAGCUAUAAAACUGAUUAUAAUUCAAUUUAGGCCAAUACUCCUAUAUCAGAAAAUAGCUAAAGUAUUAUGCCUUUAAAUCAUAAUGAUGAAGAUAAGCACUCAUUUUUUUUAGAGGGCCCUUUUAUUAGAUAAAUAUAGAACUCUAAUGGAAUUUAGUAAAAUAUGAUAAAUAUGAAAACAGUGCCUACAUAUAGCGGAGAUCACAAUCAUUUAAGAGGAGCUGAGUAAAGAAAAAGAUUAUUUGUUCAACAUAGGAAUUCAGAUCUUUCAGAUUAAGUUAAGCAAUAAGAUGAAGAAUAGUAAGAAGUCCACUCACCAUCUCUUACUUCGAAAUCCUUCAUAUUCAGAGAUUAAGAUAAUGUGGAUGACAUAAAUGACAAUAAGGCAGAAAUUUCAGGUUUUAUUAAAAAGAGAAUCAAAAAGUAGAAAUCUAACACGGCUUUUGAAAAUAAUUUUGACUCCUCUUAAAAAAAAAUGUAAUUAUAAGGUGAGUAAUAAAAGAUAAAAUCCUAAACAGAAAUAGGACAAGUAUCAAUUGAGAGCAAUAAAAAAAAUGUGAUAAUAAAUGGUAGCACAAAAGCAGAAAAUUAGUAACAGAACUCUAGCUCUUAGCUAGGAGCUUUUUCGGCAUAGAAUACUAUCGCUAAAAACAGUAUUGGGUUUAAUGAAGUAAACGAUAAAAUAAAAGGAAGUAAUCCGUCAUCUAACAAUUAAUCUUUUGUAGAACUUUAAUAAAUUUAACUAAAUAGUAACUUAGGAAAAGGGCAAAUACUUUAGGAUUUAAACAAUGCCAAGAGCAGUUUAAGCAAUGCAUUUAAUGAAAAUGUAGAUAGGAAUGAUUUUGAUGCAAGUAUUCUUAAAAAUAAGGAUAUUAGCAUACAUCAGUCUGAUAGCGCUCUAAAUUUAAAUGCUGCAAUUAUUCCAAAAAAUUUGAAUUCAAAUAGUUUAAAUUUUAAUCAAUUUGACAUUAAAACAUUAGAUGUAGGGAAUGGAAAUUAGCUGAACUCUAGAAAUAUGAGGAGAGGUAGUAAUUUAUUGGAAAUACCUUCACCUUCUUAAAUAGCAACUUACUCGAAUCAAAAUAAUACAAUUUAAAGGAGAAAUUCUGAUAAAAGCUAAAUUAGUUAAAGGACUUAAAAUAAAACCAAAAAAAGAAAUUUCUUAAAAGCAUUUUAUUUCACUUAUAAAUUCCUUUAAAUUAUGAGGUUUGUAAGAAAAUAUAAAAACAUAUAUAUGCUUGAGAAGAAGCAUUUUAAACUUAUCAAAGACAAUGCAUUUGGUGGAUUAUAUGAAAGGCUAGGUUAGCGAAAUACUUUAACAAAGAUAUUUUCAAAACUUUCAUAUUAUUUGUUUGAUAUCAAGUCUCCUUUUCAUGCUUUUUAGCCUACUUCGCUCCCUUUGCUUAUUUUUGAAUUUUCAAUUUUGAUAAUUCUGCUCUUUUUAACAUUUUACAUUCCUUUAAAAGUUUGUUUUUCGAAUGCAGUAGACUUUCAUGAACCAGAAAACCUCACUACAUUCAUAGGAAUAGUACCAUACUUAUUAAUGCUUGAGAUGAUAAUAAACCUCAAUACAGCUUAUUUUAGUCAAGGGACAACUAUUGUUGAUAGGAAACUAAUUAUAAAAAGAUAUUUUAAAUUUAAAUUUUGGAUAGAUAUAAUAUCUAUUAUUUGCUUAGAUUAGUCAAGUAUAAUCCCUUUAGUUUUUAUUAUUAGAGUAUAUCAAAUAUUUAAAAUUCUUUACGAUUUCGAUGAAAGCUUCUAAAUAUAAUUCAAAUUCCCCACAACCUUUGAGCUAACUAAGCUAUGUUUUAUCAUUUUAUAUGUUGCUCACAUCUUUGCCUGUGGAUUUAAGCUUAUUUUGAAUUACCAAUCUAACGAAUAAGAAACCUGGAUUGCCAAAACAAACGUUUUCCAUAAAUCUUGGAUUGAAAUAUACAUAGCUGCAUUAUACUUUGCCUUUACAACUAUGAUAACAGUUGGUUUUGGUGAUAUCGUUCCAUACAGUUUGAUUGAAAGAGUUUAUGUAAUCAUCAUGUAACUUAUAAGCUGUGGUGUCUUUGCUUAUGCUAUCAAUACAAUAGGAAGCAUCUUUUAAGAAAUAGCGAGAAAAAGUGCUGAGUACAGGCAAUAAAAAUAAGAAAUAAUUGAUUAUAUGAUGAGGAGAAAAAUAACAAAACAAACUCAAAUAAAGGUUUUGAAGUAUUUAGAGUACAUCCAUUCAUCAUCAGAUGCUGGUCAUUAAAAAGGCUAUGAAAUACUUAACCUUCUUUCUAAAAGAUUAAGAGACGUUGUAUAUAAGGAAUACUAUGGCAGGAUUUUAAUUUAGUAUAAGCUUUUUAACAGGAAAUUUAGUGAAAAGUUUUUAAAAACUUUAAGUUUGUAUAUGAGAGAGUAAACUUUAGGACCUGGUGAGGUUUUAUACAACGAAGGCGAGUUGGACCAAAGAUUAUUUUACGUUCAAAGUGGAGAAAUUGAACUUUACACAGAUUUGCAAGAAAAUGGGCAUAAAGACCUUAUGCUUCACAUCUUAAAAUAAGGCGACUAUUUUGGCUAAUUCUAAUUUCUUGGUAACAUUACCAGUAAAAACGCAGCUAGAAGCCUUAAUGUUUCUUAAAUUGUUUAUUGUACUCUUGAAGACUUUAUUUCUGUGAUAAGAUAGUUUCCUAACGAUUUUGAAGUUUAUUGCUCAAUGAAAGACAGUAUUAAUUUCAGUGAUGAAAAACUUGAUGUGAUGUGCAGUGGAUGUGGAAGAUAUAAUCACUAAGUCCAUAAUUGCCCACUUCUACAUUAUGAAAUUGAUAAAGAAGCUCAUAUUAGAAGAUAUAUUCAUUCAGAUCCUCAAAAAAGAGAUGAAAACUUUUCCAGGGUCAAACCGUAUUUUUCUAAAUGGGCAUCAAAAAUGUAAAUUCAAACAAAUAGAGAAGCUGCUCCACCUAGCAGUAAAAAAAGAGAUAAAAACUUUUAAUACUAAAGAUUCAAUGUAAAAAGAGAAUAUUAUGAUUUGAGAAUCGCACUAAGAAUGCUGCGUAUCAGGCUUAGAGAUUCUGAAGAAAAAAAUUUAUCAGAAGAGCAAUUAUAAAAAAUAUACAACGAACAAGAUGACAGAAAAUUUAUUCUAGAAACAGAUGUUCCUAAUUGCUAUUCUCUAUAAAUUCAUAGACAAAAAAACAUUUUGAGCAAAAGGAAUGGACAAGACGAUGAUGAUAAUGAUGAUGAAGAAGAUGAUGAUUUAUACGAAGAAGAAUUUGCUGAUUAUGAAGAUAUUAUGAACAAUGACCACUCUUAAGCAACAAACUAAAUUUAUAACAACAUAAAUCAAUAAUCCUAUUAGAAAAUGUCUACCUUAAAUUCAUAAAUACAUGUUCCGACAGAAAAAUCUUUAUAUAUAAAGAUGCCAAGUGAACAUAACUUUAAGGCUUCAGGAACUACCUCUAAAGUGAUGGAAGAAUCAAGUGAAGACUACGAUGAUGAUGACAGCAAUGAUAAUAAAAAAAUUACUAGAAGCGGUAAUCUUGAUAAAAAUAACUAAAAUGCUAAUAGAGAUGAAAAUAUAGUUAAUCCACCAAGAAAACAAUCAAAUUAACAUUAUAAUAGGCAAUAAAAUAGUAAUGAAUUUAAUUAAUAGUUUGCAGAUGAAGAUAUAGCAUAUCAAUAAAAGAGUGUUUUUUACAGAGGCCAUGAAUAAGGCUAAGCAGUUUCUCCAAGCCCGACAGGCAGAUACUAGAAUAGACAUAAAACUUUAAACCCUUCUUCUUUUAAUAACUUAAGUUAAAAUGUAGAAACAUAUUUUAAAGGUAGCUAAAACGAUAAUAACCCUUCUUCAAUGAGUUCUCUUGCCCUACAACAAUAGUAUUCAAAAAGAAAAGGAACUGUUUUAAGUUCAAUUCACCAAGGAUCAUCAAAGCUUAAACAGCAAGGCAGCUAGGAUUUUAGUAUCAAUAUUUAACGAACAGGAACAUUAAAUAGUAAAGGCUUUGCAAAAAAUAGUAGUAAAAAAUUAUCUGAGAGGAAUAUUUUAUCUAGAUCAAAUACAGGAAAAUUAUCUAAAAAGGAGUCGACAAAAGAUCAAUCCAAAUUAAUACAGCCUUCACUGACUUAGUUAGCUAAAUUUGCAAAUACAAUCAGAGAUAAUUAUUCAGAAAAAAUCAAUAAAAACUAAAAUGGAUCUUAAUAUUCUUCUUAGUAAGACUAGAAUUUAAUGUUUUGUAUCAUGGAUUUUGAGAAACAAUGUGAAUUUGUUCAUUAUUUACCAUGGAACAACAUCUCCAUGGUUUUGAAAUCUUUUAAAAAAAUAUACAAAUCGAGAUAAGAAUAGAUAUAUGCAAACAAUAAAUCAGUUAAGACUUUUAAAACACUUAAAACUAUGAAAAUGAACGGUAAUAGCUAAGUUGGAAAAAAGGCUUUUAUGGACACUCCUUUAAAUUUAGCCUAAGGAAAUAUGCUUUAUAACAAUCAUUAAUCAGGAACAAUUAACUAUUUUGGCAACUAAUAAAGCUUCUAUGGUAAUUGCAUACCUUAAGAUAAUAGUAACUAAAAUAGUAAUUUGUAAAACUAAGUAGCUCAAGACAAAGGAGUAAUCACAAUUAAUGUACCAUAGAAUGAGUCACCACCCUCAUCUAAUUUCAAACCAGAAAAAAAAUAACUCUAAAUAUCUUUUAAAUUAUAAUAAUGA